UGCCAGCAGCUGUAAGAUUUGAAAUGUCUGAAGCAGGAAAGGCCUUUUUCUCAAACCGCCAUUUAAUCCCAUUUCUGGUGGUCCUGAUGUCAUGCUAUCAGUGCUGUUGGUGUAGGCCUGCCCUUGUGGCUCUUUCAGUUAUCGGGAAGCCAACAUCACAAAGCACAAGAGAAACUUCAGGUUCAGCUGUUGACGGCAGUCUGUCGACUUUCCAACAUUCCGACCCUUCUAGGGAUCCUCAUCCAUGGUGGAAAUUGGACUUGGAGGAUGCGCACUGUAUAGGAAACAUCAUUGUGUCGAAUCGAAUUGGUUGCUGUGACGGUGAUCGUUUCAUCGGUGCAGUGGUUCGAGCAGGCCUAAGCUCAAACUACGCCGACAAUCGACCGUGUGGAUUACCGGCCACAACUGCCCAAGCCGUGCCUGGGUCUGUAAAUAACUUCCUCUGUGACUCACCCCGGUUUGCUAGAUACAUCACUGUUGACAUCAAUUGCUCUCGUCCAGGAGUUACAAAUCCAAUUCUGCAGAUGGCUGAGGUAGAAGUGGAGGAGUACCCCACUGCAGAAUGUGAAUUCGCCCACACUUCAGCGUACUUCAGGGGACUGUACGAGCACAGUUUGAUCCUAAGUCCCGCUCCAAUAUCGAGAGAAACGACCGUAAUCCUUACACAGUGUUCUCUGUAUUGCAUCAACCACGCCCAGUGUCUGUCCUUCGCUUUCUCGCCGAGAAGUAGUCAGUGUCACAUGUACAACCUGAACUCAUCAUCAAUAAUGCCCACUGCCAACGGUGACUUUAUCAUAUAUGUCACUGAGUAGUCAACGUCACCGCCAAUUGUCACUAAGUGAUUCAUACUUAUCGGCAAAUGAUGAAUUUUUUGUCGUCAAUAUUUUUAAGCAUAAAUGGCUUUAUUAUGAGCACAUUGGGAAAUUUACUUGUCAAUUCGCGAAGGAAGACUUUAUAGGUAUGUUAGCUAGCUAGACAUACAAUGGAUGUACAUAUGAAAAGCCAAAGUUACAAUGGAUUGGCAGACAUUGAUUAGGAAGUGAUAUGUGUUUAAUGAAUUGAAAAUGAUUGCAAGUUCCAAGAAGGAAAUACUCAAUUUGGAAUAGGCUUCGGAAACGUAAUGUAUGUGGAGCAAUGUGAUAUUAAAUCUUUGCUAUGUUUUUCUCUUGUCCUUAGCUAAGCAUGCUCGAAGAAGAAACACCCGUAGAAAUAAAUUUGUAAAUAAAACUUCGAUCAGUCACGUGUAGUUUGGAAUGACAAAAAUUAGGUGGGCGUGUGGAAAUUUGGUACACUGAUGCUGUGAUAACGUGAGUGCUUGGAUAUUCAUAGUGUCAAACAACUGCCUGUGCGAAAAAUGCAAUCGUCCAUCGUGUUCGUCUUUUUCAGCAUUUGUAGUUUACUGUUUGUCUGUUGGUCAAUAUAUCUGCCUAGCUGCCUCAUUCUGUCUCAAUCAAAAUUAGUUUUUAUGUUGGAAU
Messenger RNA from Acanthaster planci (crown-of-thorns starfish), 1475 nucleotides. RefSeq lists its product as uncharacterized. The record is from RefSeq and is a predicted model, not a curated record. NCBI's taxonomy places the organism in Eukaryota, Metazoa, Echinodermata, Asteroidea, Valvatida, Acanthasteridae.